AUGGCUCCUCAAGCUGCAGACCAAGCGUCACCGUCGCCGUUUCAGUUUCCGUCGUCCCGAAAUCUGUCCAUGAGUGCACUUCAACUGACACCCCGGCCCAGCGACUUGCCAUCUCCUGCUCAAUCGCCACACACUGCGUACUUCCAUGUCGACGAGCCAGAGGUGGUGACUUCCAAGACCUACGAUCUCCCGGUGGACCACAACCAGUUCGACCGUGCCACAGCAAUCAAACCGAGCAGCAUGCUGCGCCCGCACAUGCGCAUCUUCUACCUAUCGUGGAUGUCGGGUAUCAUGGGCUUCCUCGGUUGGUACGCCAUCCCUCCUCUCAUGCCAGUGAUCAAGACGCAGCUAGGACUCACAGAGGGAGAAGUCCUCAACUCCGAUAUCGCUAGUACUGCCAGCACGAUCAUCUCUCGAAUUGCAUCAGGCCCACUUUUGGACCAGUUUGGUCCUCAGGUUGUGCAGAGCUCGGUGCUGUGGUUUGGUGCUAUUCCAAUUGUCUGUGCCGCCUUCGUCAACUCGGCUACAAGUUUGCUUAUUGUGCGGUUCUUCAUUGGUCUCGUGGGCUGCGUGUUUGUGUCCAGUCAGUAUUGGACGACCAUCACUUUUGCUCGUAAUGUGGCCGGUACAGCCAACGCCAUCACUGGUGGCCUGGGCCUGUCUGGUAUUGGCUUCGCCUUCCUGGUCUUGCCGUUCGUAUACGAGGCCAUCACGUCAGGCGGUCACGUAUCGGACGAUCUGGGUUGGAGGAUCACCAUCGCGCUGCCGGCAGUGCUUAUGGUUAUCAUGGGCACGGUGAUCUGCUUCGCUGUGGAUAGCUGUCCGACCGGUGGCUUCCAGGAGCUGAUGAACACCAAGCGGCAGGCAGAACAGAAUGGCCGAGCUGCUCCGGCACGAAUAAGCAUUAGCGGUGGCUCCAGUACCUUGCCCGUGACGCAGUCUGAGCAGCAGAAACCUAUGAGCAUGCUUCAGUCUUUCAGGAUUGUGCUCACGGACUUGAACGUCCUGGUUAUGAUCGCUCAAUACGCUGCGAGCUUCGGCACAGAGCUACAGCUCAACAACAUGGGAGCGCUCUACUUUUACACCAAAUUCACCAAGAGUGGCUGCACCCCGACAGACGGCAAUCUCUGCUACUUACUGUCGAAGACCAACGCCGCCACCGUGGCGUCGUCUUUUGGACUUAUGAACAUGUUUGCACGCGCUCUAGGCGGCUUGGCGUCUGACGCAGUGAACCGCCGAUUCGGCAUGAGUGGCCGCAAGCGCGUACAGUUCACGUUGCUGUGUGUACUGGGCGCCUUGGUGAUCACACUGAGUCAACUGGACUCGCUCGGCGCUUGCGUUGCGUUCUAUGUGCUCGUAGCUAUCGCCGCACAGGCAACCGGAGGGUCCACGUACGGCAUUGUACCGUACCUGAAUGAGCAUCACACGGGCACAGUCAACGGACUGGUCGGUGCUGGUGGCAACUUAGGAGGCGUGAUCUACGGCAUCAUCUUCCGUAGUACGGACGGAUACAGCACGGGUCUGCUGUACACAGGUAUCAUCAUCCUGGCCUGUGCACUGCUUACCCCUCUGUUGAGGUUCCCCCACUUACAGCACGAGCAAGAGGCCAACGUCCACCAAUCGGGUGACGCUGGCGACGCGUCUAAGCGAUCUCAUAGCACCAUGUACCUCGAAGAUGAGCCGAUUGAGUAA
Phytophthora infestans T30-4 is the source of this 1692-nucleotide messenger RNA. Its product is annotated as Major Facilitator Superfamily (MFS). The transcript has a single exon. Lineage: Eukaryota; Oomycota; Peronosporomycetes; Peronosporales; Peronosporaceae. Bases 1 to 1692 code for a protein of 563 amino acids. Gene Ontology annotation, molecular function: nitrate transmembrane transporter activity. Gene Ontology annotation, biological process: transmembrane transport. The record is from RefSeq and is a predicted model, not a curated record.